This is a messenger RNA of Onthophagus taurus, 1969 nucleotides long. NCBI's taxonomy places the organism in Eukaryota, Metazoa, Arthropoda, Insecta, Coleoptera, Scarabaeidae. The record is from RefSeq and is a predicted model, not a curated record.
GAAAAAAAAAGUAAAUAAACGCAUCCUAGAAUCGAAUUAUACGCUACAAUUAUUACAAAUUACUGUUUUUGUGUUAUAAAUUUUAAUUGAUUUUUAUCGCUUGGAGUUCCCCCUUAUUUUCUCUAACUCGUUAUAUUCGUGAAUUCGACCUUAACCUUUUUUAAUUUAGGUUUAAUCUUUCAUCAAAAACAACUUUAAUUAAUAAUUAACUUUAAUUUUUGAGAAGAAAACUGUUUUGUUAAAAUUUUAAAUUCUUUAGGUUGGCAAUAAAAAAAAUCAAUCAAUCGUAACCAUGGCAACCAUUGAAACUGUCAACACAAAACGUCAUUUUAACCUUUAAACGUCUAUUUUUACCAAUUUUUUUUAAAUAAUGCCGUUAAACGAUUUAUAUUGCCACCAACAAAUUUGUAUACCACCGACUUUUCCGUAUUUACUCCGGCAAUACGCAAAAGCCGCGAUAAGAUCGCAACCAACGGAUUUAUUAAAGUGGUCAACGGCGUAUUUUCGUUGCUUAGCUUUAAACGUACCACCCCCAGUAAAGCCUCGUUUGGAAUAUCCAAUUCCACGAAGUUACUUAGGAAUAACCCCCGGAUGGUUAAAAGCCCUAAACUACCAAUUAAAUAAUUGCAAAGCGGUUAAUUACCGAAUACUGUGGGAUCGAUGGUUCGGAUCGUGUUUAGACCACAACAACCUCCUUCAAAUACUAUGUUUAGGAGGUUUCCAAAACCCGGAUAAAAUCCCAUGGAACAAAUUUAUUGGAAUUUGCGUCGGAUUUUUAAACGAUAAUUUAACCCAAACGAUGAUCAUGUUUUGCGAGAUAAUGACGGAAGAACCCGAGGGGGGCUCAGCCAUGAUCACCGUUGAGAUGUUCCUAGAAGUUUACAAGUUCUUAGCGAUGAUCGACGCAUCACAACCCCAAAUACUCCCAAAUUUAUAUUUCACCGACGUCUAUUUAGGCUUAGAAAUGAAAAAGGAGAAGAAAAAAAAGAAACGACACGAAUCCGAGUCAUCAAUCACCCCCGAAUCAAGCGUAAAAAGCGUCGAAGUAAUAGCCGCGGAAGAAGAAUCGGCUGAAAGUAUUAAAGGCGAAGGUUCCUUAAUUUCUUGCCCCGAUAUUGUGGGUGAUGACAUGCUUAAAGAACGCGAUCCAGAUAAGGAUGAAUUAGACGAAUUAAUGCUUACGCUUGGUCAAAAAGAAUCAUCGGGCGGAGUAACCGAUGAAGUUAUCGAUUACGAAGAAAAAUCCGGGGCUGAAGAUGACAAAAAAGAUGACGAAAAAGAAAAAGACCACGAAGAAGAACAUAAAGAGCAAGAAGAGGGCCAAAUAGGCGAAGGUGAACACCAAGAGGAAGGCGAAGCCCCGCUAGUCGCCGAACAAGAAGAGGGCGAACCCCACGAUCAUGAUUUUGACCAUGAUGAUGACGACCAUGACCACGACCAAGAUCAUCAUAAAGAAAAAUUAGUUCACAAAGAAGAUCUAGACGAUGAACGCCCUUUAAGCCCCGACUCAAAGAAAGAAGGGACAGAAGAAGGAACGGUAAUUACAUUAGAAAGUGGAGUUGGUGAGAUGGAUUACGACAUGUCGGAGUUGGAGAGGGCGCUUAAAUUAGAAUACGGGGAUAAGGUGGAAAAAGAGGAAGUGUUACCGGAAGAAGAAGAAGAAGUAAAAAUAGAAGAAAUAUCCAUACCUGCCGUACCGGGAAUAGGCCCCAAAGUUCCCGAUGAAUUGGUUGAUGCAGUUGAACGUUACAUAAAACGUGUUGCAGCUUGCGAACACGGGAUGACAAUGCCUCGUCACAUAAGACAUUAUUGUUGCCCGCCAUUAGAAGUUUUCGAAUUAGACGAACCCGACGAUGAUAAAGGGGCUUAAUCCACAACACCUUUUAACCUAAAAAGUAAAAAUAAAAGGAUUAGAUUACACGUUAUCACUUAACCUAUAAAUUUAUUUUCAAUAAACACAUACACAAGC